Messenger RNA from Pocillopora verrucosa, 3517 nucleotides. Lineage: Eukaryota; Metazoa; Cnidaria; Anthozoa; Scleractinia; Pocilloporidae. The record is from RefSeq and is a predicted model, not a curated record.
GAAAUCGUGGUAAGUAUUGUUGCUGGAUAUCCGUUUUAAUACUUUCACGCAUGGAAAUGGACAAUUUAAAUCCAAAUGUACAAAUUAUUUUUCUUUGAAUUAUUACUUUUCCUUUGCUUCUGUGCUAGACAGACGGAAAUUUUCAUUCUUCAUUACUAGGGUUUUGUUUCACUGCGAUUUUGAGGCAGAUAACCUUGCAGACGCCAGCGAAAUCCUGAGUCAUGCAAGCGUAGAAAAAGAAAAUUUUCUUUGCCACCUUAAUUCAGUUACGCUUGGAAAAAUCGUUAACGACAUUUAGGGAGAAAAGGUAAAAAGGGUUCGGCGUGGACCACGUACGCAACGGAAAGCUUUCUACCAGAACCUCAAGAUUAGAGAGAUAAUCGCAUCGCCACCAGAAACGUUUAGCCACUUCAUGGAAAAAGUCAACGAUCUCAAAUUUAAAGAUGGAUGGGGUACCGUUUGCGGGAACAACAAGCUGUCCUUUGUUCGUCUCGAAUCGUGGUCAUUCAGAAAUCAGCGAGGAUCUACCGAGGUCUGUAUCGAACAGAUUUCAUCCUUCUCAGGCCUAAGAUAUUCCAUUUCAUCUCAUGGAUGCGAGUAUUCUUUAACAAAUAUGAUUGAUCUACUCGGCUUGGAAAAACGUGCUUUAGGCGAAAGAGUUCACAAAAUUUUGGAAUUUGUGGAUAGCUCAGCACUAUGUUCUGGCGUGGACAUUAAUGAAAUUACCAGCGCUUCAAUGUCUCCCCAUGUUAGUGGAGAAUACAGGCACAAUGACAAUGUCCUCUUCAAGGUAUUUUCCAAGCAGUGUCACAUCAUCCAGUGCAGUGAUGGCAUUAGUUGUGCCAAUUGCAGAAAAAUAAACGACUGGAUGACAAAUCAAAGAAAAGGAAGUUAUCUAGGGAUGCAGUUCAUCCCUUUACCAACAAAAGAUACAUGACAAGGGAUGAGCUAACUGAAAAGUUGACUGAAGAAGUGAAGGCACGUAAAAACACUGCUCUGAGGGAAAGCUACUGGAGAGAGAAGUAUUUCUCGCAAUGUGUGGAAAUGGAAAAAGAGGACCAUAAGGAUCUUUGCAAGAUUUUUGCUGAUGCAAAAAAUGUACCCGAAGAGAUGGCCGACCUGUGGAAACAACAAGAGAAAAUUUUGCAGACAGGAAGCAAAAAUGGUUUUAGGUGGCAUCCAAAGGUCAUGCGAUUAUGCCUUGAACUGUGCUGCAAAAACCCCCACGUGUUGGACCCACUCCGCCAGUUUUUAACUCUUCCCAGCAACAAAACAAUAAGGCUGUACAAAAACAAAGUUAAAGAGAGACCUGGAUGGUCUGGAGAUGCCAUUAGAUGGUGCUUUGAUGCUGCAAAAGAUAGGGGGAUGAAACAAGAAGAUUUUAUGGGUGAUUUUAUUAUUGACGAAAUGAAGAUUCAGGAGAACCUGGAGAUGUCAACAGUUGGUGGUAAGCACAAGCUUGUUGGAUUUGUUGACCUGGGAAAGGGCCACGAGCUAAUGAAUAUAUUGUCAGGUGAUGAACCAGAGCUUGCCACACAAGUGCUGCAAUUCAUUUAUGUCAGUGACAAUGGAUUCAGGUUCCCUAUUGCUCAAUAUUCAUCUGGGGUUUGCGCACCAAGUAGCUUGUACUUCUGUUUUUGGGAAGGAGUCUUGAAGAUGUUGGAGAUUGGAUUUGAGGUGUACUGGUGUGUCCUUGAUGGUGCUGACUGGAGCAGGCAGUUUGUAAAGAUGCACUUUCAUGACAAAAACCCUGCUAAACAGUACACUGGUGGUCCAAGGAUGUUUAUCAUGGACCCAAAGCACAAUAUCAAGAAGAUACGAAACAACAUUGAAAAAAGUAGUAAGAGCGGCAAGCCAAGAUGUCUUCAGAUCCAUGGAAAGGAGAUCACAUGGACUCAGUUCAAAAGUGCUUUUAACUGGGAUCAGAAGACCUUCUCUCUCCCAUUGCAUGAGAAACUAACCAUGCAGCAUUUUGACCUUGAUUCUGCCAGCAAAAUGCGGAACAGACUCGCAGAAGAUGUACUUGAUACAAAGAUGCUGUUUCUCAUGUAGAAAUAUAAGGAAAGUAUGAAGUCAAGCGGAGAGGAUGACUCCUCAUUUGAUGCAGUAAUCAGCCUGUUAGAACACACAAGUGAGCUGGUCUCACUUUUCAAUGACAGGCUCUACAUCACCUGCACUAAUGACAUAAGGCUUCAAAAGCUAAAUAAUUUCUAUAACUGGAUGUGCUCAUGGGAAGAAAGCACUCAAGGAGAUGGCAAGCUAUUCAUCUCAAGUAAAUUAUGGUUUGAUUUAAAAUCAGUGUGUCUUGGAUUCCAGUCACUAGUACAUUACAAAUUGUUAAAGCAUCCUAGUUCAGUAAUCAAGCCUGCCAUAGUAAAUCAGGACUGUGUAGAGAACCAUUUCUGUCAAAUACGUUCUUGUAAUGGUCAAAAUGAUAACCCAACCUUCUUGGAGCAACAGUCUUCACAAAAUUCAAUUAGACUAGGUCAAACUACUAUUAGUCCUAAGAGUAAUGCCUCCUGUAGUAGUGCCUUUACAAGCCAGCGACCUUCAAUUCCAAGCUCACAUCAAAGUUUAUCAUGCAGUUAAAUACUUUGUAUUUUCAUCUUAUAAUAUUCACAUGCCACUUUUAUGGUUAAAAUAGGCAAGUAUGUGAACUUACUGUUUUCCUUGGAAGUCAAUGUUAGAGUUUGUAUGGGAAUGUAUGUGUUAUUGUAUGUAUAUCCAUACUUCUCAGUUGAUGAUCAUGAAAGAUAUUCAAAUAUGAAAUUACUGGGCUUAAAAAUAUGAAAUUCUUUGACUUUUAACACUGUAUUGUACUGUGUUACAGAACUGUUUCCUAUUUAAAUAGUAGGAAUGGUUUUAAAGUUUUUUGCACAAGCAUGAAUUGUACCCUUAAGUGUCCAUUCAAAAUAUAUAGCUUAUCUCUUUGAAAGAGUAUCCUGAUGUGUCCUUCAGACUCAGAGUUUCUCACUAUCCUAAACUGCCUGUCAUCAACUGGUAUUGUAUUUGGAAUAAAUGCAUGUUCUGGAAUAACAUUUAACAAAUCUUGUGCAAUAACUAACUUAGUCGAUCUUGAAGAAGUUCUGACACCAUAUGCCUGACACAAAGCAAUCAGUGGCGAUUUAAGGUAGACUCUACUCAGUGGGGCAGUGCCUUGAUGUUGGUGAAUGAAGCCAACCAAUCGGCUGUGGGAGGCCCUUUUGUUUUCACUCCUGUCUUUGAGGAUUUCCUGAUGUGGAAAAACAAUUAAAUGUACUGUACUUAUUUAAAUUUACUAUCAUGUUAAUUGUUAUCUAUUGAAACCUACAUGGAAUUUUAGCAAAUUAUGUGAAGUUAUAUCUACUAUUAUUAUUGCUGUAAUAUCUAUGCUGUAUACAUUACAUGUAAGGAAUAGACGCGUAAGGUACAGUAUAUAUACACGCCACUGUAUGUACAUAAGCGAGCCCUAUAUUCUAGUGUUUAGCUUAUCUUAUUAGCCAUUAUGCAUUCUAAAAGGACAAUAAAAUGCCAGCAA